AACAAUUGAAAAUGGAUGCUACAGGAAUUUUAACACAAAAUGUGGAUAAAACACAGCUACCACCAUUGCACCAGAAACGUGUGUUGGCAUUUGUAAAUCAUUUUCUUAUAAGCUCUUGCGGUUUCCUAAAUGAUUUUGCUGUGCAAUGUGAAACCAAAUUCAUCGAAUUGGAACGCAAAUUACAAAAAGUAGAGGCGGCCUUAACAAUUAUAGAAGCUAAAUUGGCUUCUAUACCGGAUGUGGAAAAAGAUACUACCCCUACAGCAUCUGUAAAAGAAAACAACAAAGACACAUCUGGUGAAACAACUGUUGAAGCCGAGCCUACUCCAGAACAACAACAAGUUGAUAGUAUUAAGGGCAUUAAGGUCACGGAACAUGAAUCUUAUAAGAAGUUCUUUAAAAUGCUGCAAGUUGGUGUGCCGCUACAGGCCAUUAAAAUAAAAAUGCAGGUUGAAGGUUUAGACUGUAAUAUGCUGGAUAAUCCAAAUGCCAUCAUUCCUUUUGAAACUAAUCUAAGUGAAGAAAGUUGAUAUUUAACAAUUGACUGCCGUUUAGCUGUGAUUAUCAUAAAUCCUUUAUUACCACAUCCAAUAAGUUGUAAAGUAUUUAAUGCGAUAAUUUUUGUAAGUAAAAAUAUAAUAAAAAUCAAGUAAUAAUUAUGUAAAUAAACUAAUUUCGUUUUUUGAACUUUU
Lucilia cuprina (Australian sheep blowfly) is the source of this 692-nucleotide messenger RNA. RefSeq names its product WASH complex subunit 3 (gene CCDC53). The coding region runs from base 12 to 530 and encodes 172 amino acids. The transcript is spliced from 4 exons. Lineage: Eukaryota; Metazoa; Arthropoda; Insecta; Diptera; Calliphoridae. The record is from RefSeq and is a predicted model, not a curated record. Gene Ontology annotation, cellular component: WASH complex. Gene Ontology annotation, biological process: exocytosis; actin filament polymerization.